AUGCACAAGCCCAUAUCUAACUUAAUCAUCAGAUCAUCUUCUCAAUAUAAAAUCAAAAACGAAACGAAAUUCCAAAUAGCUUGGCCGCCGUCGAAACCAAGUCAACGACUCCGGCUCGGUCCCAAACUGCUCCUUCAAAUCCAACAACUACCUCCAAAUCACCGGCCAGUUCCUGUGCUAGAAAUCUGGCAGCCAUCACUCCUCAAAUCAAAAUCAACAAGAGGUUUCCUGCAACCCCUAAAGCUCGGACCGAAAGACUUAUACGCCACUCUACAUCAGCCGUAUAUCACCAAGAAUGAACCGCCACAGAAACAGGGGCAUUCCCAAGAACGAGAUGCACAUCAAAAUAGCGGCGGUCAUGCCCAAAAAAAGGAGACCGUCGCCGCAAUGUGCCAUCCGCCAAGCAAUGAAAACACCACAUCAGAAAUUCACUUCCGCGACGCACGAUGCAUCUGGCUGGCUAGUACUUGCUCAACUGAGAAAAGUACGCCCUGUUACAGAUUUGCUAUGCAGGAUGAAGAAAGUAUGACCGACUCCAAGCAGUGCCAGAUGAUCCUACAAUGGGAGAAACGGACUCCCUCUAUGAAUGGAGAUGGGGCACCGCGGUCUCGAGAUACCGAAAAUUUUGUUCUCGUGGCGAUUGAUCGCAAGACACACCGGAAGAAUAAAAUUGCGACCAUGAACCGGAGUGGCUUUGAGAUUACUAUUCGGGAGAGAUUGAUCUUUGAUCAUCCUCGCACUUGUUUGGCAUUCCCGGAUCCUGUUUCUGCUGGCGCUGCGAGUCCGGAUUCUUGUGCGGAUUUAGAGACUUGGUUAUAUACUCAUGUAUUGACGUUUGGCAUUUGGGUGGCUUCUCAAGAGAGAUGGUUGGCUUAA
Molecule: messenger RNA, 876 nt
Organism: Penicillium digitatum Pd1
Lineage: Eukaryota; Fungi; Ascomycota; Eurotiomycetes; Eurotiales; Aspergillaceae
Source: RefSeq, a predicted model, not a curated record